UAUGAAUAAUCUGUAUGAUAUUCUACUCUUCGCUAUUCUAGGUUUUGCGGGAAUAUCAGCAAAAAGUCUGACAAUGCAUGGAAGUAGAAGAGGAGCAUACUUUCCAUCUUUUGGGGAUUAUUUGGUAACAACUGCAACUAAUUCUAAAUACUUAAUGGAAAUCGAAGGAAAAAAGAGUCAACCCCUCAUACCAUCUAAAGAAUUAAUAAAUUACUUUCAAAAAGUUCCGAAACGUCACUGGUCAUGUUGUAUGCUUGGAACAUUAGCAGGAUUUAAAGGGUUUCUUUGUGAUGCUAGAUAUUAUGAAGACUCUAUUGCUUUUACAAAUGUUAAUAGGCCUGUAAAUGGUAGCGUACGAAAAAAUAUACAAAAGCAUAAGAAAUGGACUGUGGAUAUAAUGCAUCAAUUUUCAAGGUGUAUAAAGGAUAGACGUAGAAGGCAUCAAUUUGAUAUAUGCUGUGAAGUCGAAGAUGAAAGAAUAUACGAGUUAAGAAAAUAUAAUAUCAAUUAA
This is a messenger RNA of Dimorphilus gyrociliatus, 511 nucleotides long. Lineage: Eukaryota; Metazoa; Annelida; Polychaeta; Dinophilidae. The record is from the annotation of a GenBank genome assembly.